Molecule: messenger RNA, 2040 nt
Organism: Amphiprion ocellaris (clown anemonefish)
Lineage: Eukaryota; Metazoa; Chordata; Actinopteri; Pomacentridae
Gene: entpd1
Product: ectonucleoside triphosphate diphosphohydrolase 1
Exons: 10
Coding region: 138-1631 (497 amino acids)
Biological process (GO): nucleoside diphosphate catabolic process
Cellular component (GO): plasma membrane
Molecular function (GO): UDP phosphatase activity; GDP phosphatase activity
Source: RefSeq, a predicted model, not a curated record
AGAGAGAGAGAGAGAGAGAGAGAGAGAGAGAGAGAGAGAGAGAGAGAGAGAGAGGGUUAGAGAGAAAGAGUGAGGGGGGGGAGACAGAGAGGGGCAAAGAAUAGAAAGAGCAUUGUGUUGCUGCUGAGAAAGAACCCAUGUCUGCACAAAGAGAGAUGAAAGAGAAGAACCCCUGGCACACGCCUGUGACCAUCAUCAUCACUGUGAUUGGUGUCAUAGCGAUUGUUGCCUUGGUGACGGUAGCGGUUUUGCAGAACAGGCCCGUCUCCCAAAAGUACAAGUAUGGAAUCGUGCUGGAUGCUGGCUCAUCCCACACGGCUCUUUAUAUCUAUGAGUGGCCUGCAGAGAAGGACAACAACACUGGCAGAGUUGAACAGACGCAUUCCUGCAAAGUCAAAGGUAAAGGCAUCUCCAGCUAUGCAUCCGAGCCGUGGAAGGCAGGGGAGUCUCUGACACUUUGCAUGCAGGAGGCCGAGCAGAAGGUCCCCAAAAAAAGACACCAUGAAACCCCUCUUUAUCUGGGAGCUACUGCAGGGAUGAGACUGCUGAACAUGGAGAACAGCUCGGCGUCUGAUAAGGUGUUUCAGGCCGUGGAGAAAGCCCUGCAGAAGUCCCCCUUUUCCUAUCAGGGAGCGAGAAUCCUCAGCGGGCAGGAGGAGGGCGCCUUCGGCUGGGUCACAGUCAACUACUUGGAUGAUCGCCUCAUGCAGGGCUUAGAAACCACAGGCGCUCUUGACCUUGGCGGGGCCUCCACUCAAAUUAGCUUUGUGUCUGAUAAUUAUGACGGAUCGGAGUCACCCAGCAACUCUGUAGCUUUCCGCCUCUACGGAAAUGAUUAUAACCUGUACACUCACAGCUUCCUGUGUUACGGGAAAGACCAAGUCCUGAGAAUGGCACUGGCACAGCAGACUCAGUCAGGUCCAAGAACAAUAUUAGAUCCCUGUUUCCACCCGGGCUACACGGAGAUAAAGAACUACUCCGUCCUCUAUGACAGCCCCUGUGUGUCAGACAGGAAACCACAAGGAGCUCCUGUAAGCUUCAAUCACAGAGGGAACGGAAGCUUUGGACAAUGCCAGGAAAUUGUCAAAAGUGUCUUCAAUUUUACUUCCUGUAAAUACAGCCAAUGCUCUUUCAAUGGAGUCUUCCAGCCACUUUUGCAGGGGCCAUUUGGGGCUUUCUCCGCUUACUACUUCGUGAUGAACUUCCUCAAUCUGACCGACACAUCCAUCCCUCUGGACACUGUGAAGGACAAGCUAACACGCUACUGCGCUACGCCUUGGGAUCAGAUAAAGCUGCAGCAUCCGAAUGUAAAAUUAAACUAUCUGGAGGAGUACUGCUUCUCUGGCACGUACAUCCUCACCCUGCUGACUGAAGGAUACAACUUCACCUCGGAGAGCUACUCCAACAUAAAAUUCAUCAAGAAGAUAAAAGGCAGCGAUGCAGGCUGGACGUUGGGUUACAUGUUGAAUCUGACUAACAUGAUCCCAGCCGAGGCCCCUGACUCGCCCCCUCUGCCCCACGCCGGCUACGUCUCCAUAGUGACCAUCAUCGCCCUCCUGCUCGUCGUCCUCUUCAUCCUCAGCCUGCGCCCCCUCUGGCCCCGCUGCUCCAAACAGCCACACAUCAUAUAAACACACACUGACAUACUGUAUGUAUGAGUGAGGGAAGGAAGGAAGGAACAUCUGUGAAGGUUUGUGAGUGUGUACGUGUCGGUGUGGGCGGUUUUAGCAAUUUGUGGGAAGGUCAAAGGUCAGUGCAUGCUGCACAACACAGUCCUGCAGAUCACACGGAUCCAAGGACUUUUCAGAAGGACAAACGCUUUCUCCCAAUGGAGAGUGCAUCUCUGGUUGAAGGACAUUUUCAGCAUUUCAGUGUGUGUGUGUGUGUGUGUGUGUGUGUGUGUGUGUUUGAGUGUGAAUGUGUGAAAAUGAAUGCAUGCCUGAAUGCGAGAGUGAACCCACAUCAGUCUGCAUGUAUGUGUCUUGAAUUAUGAUGUGAAUAUAUUACUGUAUAAAUAAAAUAACCCAAGUUUAUAUAAAA